GAUAAUGCUCUGGUUCACUUCCACAAAUUAAAAAUACCGUAGAAUUUUUUAAUUUAGAUAACUUUGCUUUUCUAUUAAUUUAAAUUCAGUUAUUAAAAUAUGAUGAACUACAUUCGUUUGUCAAUUAUCUUAGCCUUUCUUGACUUUUCGACUGCAAAUUCACAACGAACAACAAAUGAUUUGACCGUAAUUUACAGAUUUGAUAACGGAGUUAUCUUUUACACCGAUCAGAAAAAUGCAACCCAAAGUGAAAAUAAGAACAGAACAUCACAACAGAGUUUACACGAUGGAAGUUCAAUGGAAAAUUUUAACUCUUCAAAUUCAAGUUUGCAGCAUCAUCGUUCCAUGGAAAAUUUGAACUCUUUAAGUUUACAGCAUGAUAAUUCCACGGAAAAUAUAAACUCCUCCACUUCAAGUUUACAAUAUGAACAGUUAAUGGAAAAUUUUAAUUCUUCUAAUUCAAGUUUACAGCAUAAAGGUUCCAUGGGAAUGAAGUUACACAAUAACAAACAGAUAAGGAAGCCUAAUUUAGAAAAGCACUAUCAAUCAGUUAUUCAGAAAAAGGAACAAAUAAAGAGAAAUUAUGAAAUUAAAAAAAGUAAAGAACUCGAAAGGUAUCCUAUAGAAAAAUUGGUGGCUUCAAGUGUUCAAAGAAGUGAAAAAGAUCAAGUAUUUCAUAUUGUCACCAGACAAAUAACCAGAGAAAUUCUGAAGCAAAUUUUAAUGCAAAUAGUAAUAAUCUAUGUGCAGUUUAUAAUGUCAUUUGCAUGUACAACAGCAAUUCUAACAUUUGUUGGACGUUUAAGAGCUGUGCUCACUGAUAUGUAAGAAAGCAAUAAAGAAACAUCAAUAUAAAGUAAAUAAAUUUAUUGUCUUGAGCACUAUUCAGUUUAAUAAAAUAGAUUUUACAAACUGCAAAUAAAAUCACAUUGGAUAAACAAUGUAAAUGUAGUUGACUGUACAACGUAUUACUGUACAUUAUAUACAACUAAUUUAAAGUAGUUAUAACUUAUACAAAUCAAAUUAAUGCAUUACACAAAUGAACACUUGACCUUUACAAAAAGUCUUCGCAAAAUAUAAAACAAAAUAUUAACUACUAUGUACAUAUUUACCUACAGAUAGAUUCAUUUGAAAAAUAUUCUAAAAGAAUUGAAAAUGAUAUGCAAUAUUCUAAAAAACUAGAAAUAAAAAAUGCAUGUUUAAACUUGGAAGAAAUAUAUAUGUAAAAUCAAUAGCUGCUUAAAAUGUACACAAAGUAGAAAUAAUACAUUGCAAAUAAAAAACAGAAAUCUUAUAAGUUAUAAUUCUUAACGGAAGAAGUUAAUAUUCUAAAAUGUAUUUAAAUAUAUUUAAAGCACU
Messenger RNA from Stegodyphus dumicola, 1359 nucleotides. RefSeq lists its product as uncharacterized. Lineage: Eukaryota; Metazoa; Arthropoda; Arachnida; Araneae; Eresidae. The record is from RefSeq and is a predicted model, not a curated record.